Molecule: messenger RNA, 1121 nt
Organism: Selaginella moellendorffii
Lineage: Eukaryota; Viridiplantae; Streptophyta; Lycopodiopsida; Selaginellales; Selaginellaceae
Product: probable plastid-lipid-associated protein 10, chloroplastic
Exons: 9
Coding region: 32-802 (256 amino acids)
Source: RefSeq, a predicted model, not a curated record
GGAUUCUUCUCUCUUCUUGGGAGCGGUGAGAAUGCCGGUAUCUCGCGGCGCCCCGGCGAUGGCGCGGCUCUCCUCCUGCUCGAGAGCCUCGGCGGCUCUCCAAUCUCAUCAGGAGAGAACGAGAGAUCUCCACAAGGCGAAGAUGAGCUUGCUCAAGGCCGUGAUUGACACGAGCAGGGGAUCUCGAGCGAGCCAAGACCAGCGCGCGCUUCUCGAGGAGUCAAUGGUGGAAGUCGAAAGUUUUGAUGCGGGGACUGCCCUGGAUCUUGACAAGCUGGAUGGAACUUGGCUGCUGCAAUACACUUCUGCUUCAGAUGUUCUUUCCAUCUUGCAAGCUGGAGAGUUUCCAUUUUUCAAGGCUGGACAGAUUUAUCAAAAGUUUGAGUGCAAGGGACGCUUCGAUGGCGGACAAGUCGUGAACGUUGUAAGGUGGAGCAUCCCUGGCUUAUUGCAGGAUGGAGAAGGGGCGACGUUGUUUGUUACGGCUGGCUUCUCGGUUGUGAGUGCUCGGACGAUACAAUUGGAGUUUAAAGAGGCUAGACUCGGGGAGGUUCUGAUAAGUGAAGAGCUCCAAGCCUUGCUCGCUCCAGCCGUUCUGCCACGAACGUUUCUAAAUCUCCAGAUCCUCCAAGCUAUAAACUCUCUGGACGUUAGAGUUCCAUUGCGCGGAAGAAGACCCUCCAACGAAAGAAGGUCUCUUGGACUUCUCUACUAUCUCACGUACCUGGACAACGACAUGCUUCUCGGCCGGGCAAUCGGCAGUGGAGGAGUGUUCGUGUUUGGAAAGACCCAGUCCUUCUGAUAAAGGCGAAGAAGAAUAGAAAAAUACGAUCUGAUAGCUUGAAGCAUAUCAUGUGAUGCAGGAGACAAGGCUCGUGGUACACUCGCAUUUCACCAGGAAUAAAAUUCAUCAUUCAUGGCCCAGUGACUUUACUCGCCUCGGGCUUUUCCUCGCGUGCCUGUUACAAGAACGGUGCUCGCGAGAAAUUGUCUUAAACAAGACAAGGAGAUCUAGAAACUGGAACACUCCGGCUUUGUCCUUUUAAGCCAGAGUCUUCGGAGUUUUCUUUACGUGUAAAUAAGAACACUGUUCCGUGGAGAAGAAAAGAGUUUCUAAGAUC